Molecule: messenger RNA, 4135 nt
Organism: Passer domesticus (house sparrow)
Lineage: Eukaryota; Metazoa; Chordata; Aves; Passeriformes; Passeridae
Product: transmembrane protein 132C-like
Exons: 9
Coding region: 388-3654 (1088 amino acids)
Source: RefSeq, a predicted model, not a curated record
GCCGCUCACACGGGCGGGGAGAGCGGCGGAGGGCGCUCGGGGCCGGCGCAGCCGGACAGCGGCCGCGGGGACGCGCCAGCCGCGCCGCUCCACGCACCUCGCCUUCCCUCUGCUCAGCCGCCUCGAAAGUUUUGUCCGGGGAGCGCCCGCGGCGCGGGCCGGGCACCCAGCAUGGGCGCCGGCGGUGCCCGCCGGGGUUGGCGCUGAGGGCGCUGCGGGCGCGGAGCGAUGGACAGCUAACGGCGGAGGAGCUCCGCAGCCCGGGCCGGGCGGGACGAGGCCGGGGCCCCGGCAGCCCCGGGCCGGGCGGGACGCGGCCGGCGCCCCGGCAGCCCCGGCAGCCCCGGGCCGGGCGGGACGCGGCCGGCGCCCCGGCAGCCGCCCGGCAUGGCGCGGGCGGCCCGGCUGCUGCUCGGAGCGCUGCUCUGCGGAGUGACGGAGUGUCGAGGGGUCUUGGACAACAACCAGCGAUUUUCUUCACUACCAACCUACCUACCUGUGAGCUAUCGGCUCUUCAACGCCGAGACGUCUUUCUUCCUCAAAGAAGCCAACCAGGACUUCAUGAGAAAUUCCAGUUUGCAGUCCAGGGUGGAGUCCUUCUUCCCAUACAAAGCCAAGAGACCGCCCGUGUUAAACGCCAGCUACGGACCCUUCUCCGUGGAACAAGCGGUGCCCCAGGACCUCAUGUUGACUUCCAGCUCCUUUGGAUCCGCCAACAAAUUCACCUACAACUGGAAGCUCCAGGCCUACAUCAUGAGCACCAAGAUCUACCUGAGCAAGCCGCGGGUGCAGGUGCUGUUCUACAUCGUGGGCAGGGACUGGGACGAGUACAGCCCCGCGGAGCGGCUGCCCUGCCUGCGCGUGUUCGCCUUCCGCGAGACGCGCGAGGUGCGCGGCAGCUGCCGCCUGCGGGGCGACCUGGGGCUCUGCGUGGCACAGCUGGAGCUGCUGCCCGCCUGGUUCAACCCCCCCACCGUGCUCACGGGCAGGAAGAAGCCCGCGGAGCAGCUGGAGGGGAGCCCUGUGGAGCUUUACUACACGGUGCAGCCCGGGGACGAGAAGGGCGAGUGCACGGCCGAGGACAUCCGCAAGGGCAACGCCAUCCGGCCCGGGAAGGAUGGCGUGGAUGAAACCAUGUCCCACCUGCAGAGGAUCGGCUCUGUCAGCCUCUACCGGGGCCAGGAGGCCUCCCAGCUGACGGAGCUGCGGCUGGACAGCAACGUUGUGGUGUGGCUGCCCUCCAAGCCCGUCAAACAAGGCGAGGUGGUGAAUGUGUACGUGACAAUUGCCAACAAUUCCACGGUGGAUCAGUUCAUUCUCAGGGCCAAGGUGAAGAAAGGUGUGAACAUCCUUGGGGCCAGGACGAGUGACCCCCGGCAGUGGGACGUGAAGCAGGAGGUGGGCAAUGGUGGCAAGCACUCCACCACCACAGUACUGUGUCAGAGGAUAGCCCCCAGUUCCAGGAACAGGAGCACCAGCCUGUUCCACGAGGUCGUGCAGCUGGAGUUCGAGAUCGCCAGCUUCAGCAGCCUGUCGGGCACGCAGCCCAUCAGCUGGCAGGUGGAGUACCCCCACCGUGGCACCUCCGAGCCCGCCCUGGCCGAGAUCUUCAUCUGCCAGAAGGACCUGGUGGGCAUCGUGCCCCUGGCCAUGGACACGGAGAUCCUGAACACGGCCAUCCUCACGGGCAGGACGGUGGCAGUGCCCAUCAGGGUGGUGUCCAUCGAGGAGAACAGUGCUGUGACAGACAUCUCCGAGUCUGUGGAGUGCAAAUCCUCGGGGGAGGACGUCAUUAAAGUCUCUGACAGGUGUGACUAUGUUUUUGUCAACGGCAAGGAGAUGAAAGGCAAGGUGAACGCCCUGGUGAACUUCACCUACCAGUACCUGAGCGCUCCCCUGCAGAUGACAGUGUGGGUGCCACGCCUGCCCCUGCAGAUCGACAUCUCCGACACGGAGCUCAGCCAGAUCAAAGGCUGGAGAGUCCCCGUUGUGUCCAACAAAAGGCCCACCAGGGACAGCGAUGACGAGGACGAGGACGAGCGGCGGGGCAGGGGCUGCACCCUGCAGUACCAGCACGCCAUGGUCAGGGUGCUGACACAGUUUGUGGCCGAGGACUCGGGGCCCUGGGGCCAGCUGAGCUACCUGCUGGGCUCGGACUGGCACUUCGACAUCACCGACCUGGUCAGGGACUUCAUGAAGCUGGAGGAUCCACACGUGGCCAGGCUGCAGGAGGGCAGGAUCCUCAUCGGCCGGGAAGUGGGCAUGACCACCAUGCAGGUUUUGUCUCCUCUGUCUGACUCCAUCCUGGCAGAGAAGACAGUGACUGUGCUGGAUGACAAAGUGACCAUCACAGACCUUGGAGUGCAGCUGGUGUCUGGGCUUUCUCUCUUCCUGCAGCCCAGUGCAGCCACCAGCAGGGCCAUCGUGGCCACGGCCGUUGCCCAGGAGCUGCUCCACACUCCUAAGCAGGAAGCCGUGGUGAGCACCUGGAUCCAGUUCAGCGACAGCUCCGUUACCCCCCUGGACAUCUACGACCCCAAGGACUUCUCUCUGUCGGCCGUGUCGCUGGACGAAGCCGUGGUGUCCGUGCACCAGAGUCCUGCCCUCAGGUGGCCCGUGGUGGCGGCGGAGGGCGAGGGCCAGGGAGCGCUGGUCAAGGUGGACAUGAUGAUCUCCGAGGCCUGCCAGAAGUCCAAGAGGAAGAGCGUGCUGGCCGUGGGGAGCGGCAGCAUCAGGGUGAAGUUCGGGCAGAACGACGCGGACGCGGAGGCGGGCGGCGACUACGACGCGGACGAGAUCGAGAACCGCGCCAGCGACCGGCGCCACAAGGCCGCGGAGCACGACGGGCGCCACCACGGCGGCUCCUCGGCAGACAGGGACGAGGGGCCCCUCAGGAAGGCCAGCACCACCGCCAAGUCCGUCCUCAAAAACAAAGUCAUCAAAAACAACCGCCUGGACGGCGGCAAGCUCUCGGACGACGGCCAGCUGCAGAACAUCCCCAUCGACUUCACCAACUUCCCCGCCCAGGUGGAGCUGCCCAAAGGCGGGGCUGGCGUGGAGGACAGCGACCUGGUGCAGACACCGCGGGGGCUCAGCGACCUGGAGAUCGGCAUGUACGCCCUGCUGGGCGUCUUCUGCCUGGCCAUCCUGGUGUUCCUCAUCAACUGUGCAACGUUUGCGCUCAAGUACCGCCACAAGCAGGUGCUGGUGGAAGGACAGACCACCAUGACCCACUCCCACGACUGGGUGUGGCUGGGGAACGAGGCAGAGCUGCUGGAGAACGCGGCGGACGCGUCGCCUCAGCAGGACGAGCACACCACCAUCAUCGACCGGGGCUCGGGCGGCGAGGAGAGCAACCAGCUGCUGAACGGCAGCGCCCAGAGGAGCGCGCAGAGCCAGGGGCACAGGGCUGCAGACCCGGGGGGGAGGCUGGGCAAGGAGCACAGGGUGGAGCCUUUGCACUCGCCCACGUCCAAGAGGAAGCGGGUGAAGUUCACCACGUUCACCACCAUCCCGCCCGACGACGGCUGCCCCACCGUCAACUCCAUCCUCAGCAGCAAUGACGAUGACAUUAAGUGGGUGUGCCAGGACAUGGAGCUGGGCGACUCCAAAGAGAUCAGAAACUACGUGGGGAAGUUCAAAGACAAAGCGUAGCUCCCUGCUGGGGUGUUUUUUUGGGUUUAACCACACCUUGAUGCCUUCAGUUCUACAGUAUAUAUUGGGACGGGCGAGGGGGAGGGGAAGGGAUCGCCGGGAGAAAUGAUGAGGCAGUUUUUAUAAUCAGGGAAAGAAAUUUGCCAAACUGUCCACGGUUUGUUUUUGUUUUUGGCUUCGUUUUGUUGGGUUUCUGUUGUUUAUUUGGUUUUUUUCCCAGUGGUUAUUCUGCUACCCAUGGAUUUAGGAAGCGGAAUGCAGAAGGAAAAGAACAAGGAAAUGGUAUGACCAGUCUGAUGAACUGGGCAAGAUGGGGUUGUGAAAAUUCAUUUUAUGGGUCAUACAGAUAAUAAUGAUAGUAAUAUUUCACAGUACCAAAAAUAUCUGUAAAAACAAAUGAGAGAAUAUAACAGCAUGGAAAGAGUAAGCAAGAGGCAAACAAUAACUUGUUCUGGUUCCAAUAAAACAUCACAGUUAUGGA